UUUUUCCUCAUACGAGUGGACAGUGACAUUGCAACCAGGCACCAGACUAUCUUCUGCACCACAUGUGAUGAUCGCCGGUACGGUCGAGCUGCGAACGAACGCCGCCAAACCGGCCGGCAUCUGAAAGUGAUCUUCACAAAAUGGCGCACAUACACCAUGUCCAGAUUUUUGUCAAAAAUGGCACCAAGUACCUCCAGAAGUUCACGCGAAACGCCAACUUCCGGCUUUUCGCCACGCGCAAGACCGCCAACCUCAGGCAGUGGGCAGUCCAGAGUGGCUCUAUCGUGUUCGUUAUCACUGACAUGGCUGAUACAGCUCUUACAGAAGACUCACUAGCAGCAAGUGAUAACGACGCAGAUGUGAAAAGUAACCGUCAAGAAACCGAAACAAGAUCUCAAGCAGAAUUAAAACGGCCAGAACCGGUUCAUUUAUCAGCAAUACCAGAUGAAUGUUUUCUGGAACCGUCAAAGUUGUUAAAAAUAUCCGAGACAUCUCGGACAGCAUACCCACCAAAUGAGCACAGAGACACAGUUUUCAAUGUUGCGUUUGAAGUGAGGGACGUCGCAGAAACCUUAGCCAGAGCUGCGUCGAAUGGAGCUAAGGUUCUAUGUCAGCCAGCCGUUAUCAGCGACCCGACAAACGGUGGGCAUGUGACCAUUGCAGCUGUACAAUCUUGCAUCGGCAAUGUCGUCCACACGCUUAUUGACAGUUCUCCGUACAAUGGAGUGUUCCUACCUGGUUUUGUCGCAGCUGGUGAUCGUUCUAACUUAAUAGGUGGAUCUAUAGGAAACAAUUCAAAAGCAACUCAUAAUACAUCGCUAGUAAACGGAGGACCCCCAAUGUGCCUUAUGAGCCAUAUUGAUCAUGUGACUUUUGCUUGUCCAAUUGGAUCGUCCUCGGAAGCUCUGGAGUUUUACGAGAAGUGCUUUGGAAUGAAACGAUUUCUGCUCAUGAGUGAAGAAAGUGAAUCUGAGGGAUUCGUUGUCCAAGGCAAGAACGUAGGACUCCGCAUGAAGGCCAUGGAGUACUGGCACUGUGCGGAGACCGGCCUGACGCUACCAGCCGGACAGGAAAAGGGGGAGGAUGCCAGCAAGCCACGCCCACCCAAGGCCAAGUUUGUCAUAGCAGAGGCAUUGCCUGGCCAAGGUCCUAACCAGGUCGACAGAUUCUUGGAGCAGCACGGCGGCGCAGGUAUCCAGCACAUUGGUCUCCACACCCCCAACAUCCUGCAAGCAGUUAGCAGUCUCCGCCAGGCUGGUCUCGACUUCAUCGAACCACCCCCGGCUUACUACACCCAGGUGGGCAAGCUGACUGAGAUUUCCCGCAUCAGGGAUGACGUGGACCUCCUCCAGAGGAUGGGCAUCCUCCUGGAUGAGGAGACCUGUUGCAAUGACGACGUUGAAGGGAACUCAGUAAAAGACGGGCACAAGAUUCAAGAUGGAAAGACCCACUGCAAGUAUCUGAUGCAGACGUUUACGAAGCCCAUCUUUGAACGGGACACCUUCUUUUUGGAGUUCAUACAGAGGCACGGCGCGACAGGCUUCGGAGCUGGCAACAUCAGGGCACUGUGGAGGGCGGUGCAGUCUUACAUGUCUUAUGAUGACCUCUGACCCCAAAGGUCAGUUAGGGUCAUGUUACUUCAGGAAAGAAUUUUAUCCUUUCAAUGUCAUGCGUGUUCUAUUCGUCACAAGUUGUUUUCCUUUUUUUGUAGGGGGAUCUGAGAGGUUCCCACAUUCCCGAAUUAUUGUCACGAACACCUUGAUCUAUCCCGAAUAAAAAUUGACGGCAUCGGGAGAAAUUAGCCCCAAUUCGCUGUUUAAGAAUAACUUAAGAAAGAAACAAAAAUAAUCAAGAACUAGGUACAUAUUGGAAGCCGAAUCAGACCGAACCAAGCCGAACGAUUGCAAUUGAGUGUUGAAUAAAACAAAAUUGUAGCAAUUUUGUCAAGAAUAACUUACGAAUAACUCAAGAACCAUCCAAAAUGACCCAAAAUUAUGCCAAUUUGGUAUUGGUAAGUUAUUCUUAUAAUAUUCGUACAUUUCUUGAUACAUUUGUAAUGAUUCGGUGUGAUUCUGGACUGUUAACACAAAAAAUAACUCUACGAAACUUGUAAGAAUGCUGUAAGAAUAUCCAGAAUGCUGUAAGAAUAUCCAGAAUUAGUUAUGAAUAAAACAAGAAUAAACCAAGAAUUGAAAUUGGUUCCUGAAUCAAACCGGACAAUUUUGAAUAUGUCCAAAAUUGCCGGGGCAUUUCCCAAUCUUUCACCGAACUAACAGAAUCAUCCCGAGGCAACCAAGAACCAUUCCCCGAUUUACUCAAGAAUUGCUAUUCGCGCCGUUUCGGCUUAAAAAUCGGGAAUGUGUAAACCUAGCAUAACUUACUGUAGUUUAUUUGGAAACUUUUUCCCCCCUGAAAUUUGUAGAAUUUCUGAAAUUACUUGAGAAUGUGUUCAGGGAUUUAUUUAUUGUGUUUCGUAAGCUCAAAGACGGCUAGGCAAAGUGCCUUCACUGAAUUUAUAGAUUACUGAACAUGCAGGUAUACCGCCUCAAAAUGUUCAAGCCGGGAUUCUGCACGGAUUUGCAUGUAUACAUUCCGUUAUUAAUCAGUGUGCAAUUCUGGGUUUGUCAAGUUUUUAAUGUUAUAAGAAUGUUAUUCAGUGAAAUGUUUUCUACAUGUUUUAAGUUAUUUAAGGCCC
This is a messenger RNA of Patiria miniata (bat star), 2695 nucleotides long. Its product is annotated as 4-hydroxyphenylpyruvate dioxygenase-like protein. The coding region runs from base 141 to 1610 and encodes 489 amino acids. Gene Ontology annotation, biological process: aromatic amino acid metabolic process. The transcript has 6 exons. Lineage: Eukaryota; Metazoa; Echinodermata; Asteroidea; Valvatida; Asterinidae. Gene Ontology annotation, molecular function: 4-hydroxyphenylpyruvate dioxygenase activity. The record is from RefSeq and is a predicted model, not a curated record.